Habropoda laboriosa is the source of this 1023-nucleotide messenger RNA. Its product is annotated as homeobox protein bagpipe-like. Lineage: Eukaryota; Metazoa; Arthropoda; Insecta; Hymenoptera; Apidae. Gene Ontology annotation, cellular component: nucleus. The record is from RefSeq and is a predicted model, not a curated record. The coding region runs from base 1 to 1023 and encodes 340 amino acids. The transcript is spliced from 3 exons. Gene Ontology annotation, molecular function: RNA polymerase II cis-regulatory region sequence-specific DNA binding; DNA-binding transcription factor activity, RNA polymerase II-specific. Gene Ontology annotation, biological process: regulation of transcription by RNA polymerase II; cell differentiation.
AUGUCGGAUAUUAUGGAAGAUGACAAGAGGAGCGAAGCUUCGCCGAAACCGUCUCAAUUAACUCCCUUCAGCAUCGCAGACAUACUGAGCAGAAGAACUUCUUACACCGAGCGACGAUCCUCGGAGUCGGAGGAGGCUCAUGGUGCAGCGUCGUUCCCGAAGAAGCCUAAUCAGAGGAGCUACGAUUGCUCGGAGAACGAGCACAGAGAGAGUCAAUUGGAGGAUCACAAUCAGAUGGCCAGAUUCUCUAGGCUAGCCUCGCCUGAUUUGAGCGUAGCUCGAGAACUGGAUAUCUUGACGAGGAACCUGGUUCACGCGAAUAUUUCCAACUUUGGGACCAUUCCACACCUGGCGCAAGGGACGUUCAAGCAUCUGGAGAGUUUGGGGAACAUGGGCGGUUACCAGCCGGUGAAGGAGUCCAGGGAAUCCUCGCAGAGGCAGCAGGACGAAGCUUUGGACAUGAGCAAGAACAAAUACUUGGAGGACGGCGAAGAGGAUAUGUACGAGACGCAGAAUCACGGACAAAAUCUUCAGAGUAGAAAGAAACGAAGCAGGGCGGCGUUCUCGCAUGCACAGGUUUACGAGCUCGAGAGACGAUUCGCCGCGCAGAAAUAUUUGUCGGGACCGGAACGAGCGGAUCUAGCGCGAGGACUCAAGCUGACGGAGACGCAAGUGAAGAUUUGGUUCCAAAACAGACGGUACAAGACCAAGAGGCGGCAACAGCAGGAACUGGGCGCGUUGGUUAAUUCCGGAAACGCGAGGCGCGUGGCAGUGCGAGUUCUCGUGCAUCCGGACGAGCAUCUGAGGGGACUACCACUUCGUGGUUCCGGCCAACUUCCCGGGCAAAUGUCUGCCCCGCAAAUUCAUCCGGCGAACAAAGCUCUCGGCGGUUUCCCGUACUACUGUCUCCCCUAUCAUCCCUUGCUCUGCCCGCCCCUUCACUCCACUCAUAUUCAGGUGCAAAACACGAUCGCGCCGGACCUCGAUCCGAGUCAACUGGCCAAAUUGAACGACGACAAGUAA